UAAAAAGCGGGGAGAAGGGAAAAAACGAAGGCAACGAAGAAAGAAGUUGAGGGAAGAGUAGAAGGAACGGAGGAAGAAGGAGGGAAAAACAGAGAAGAGGAAGAAGAAGAAGAAGAAGACUCUUUCAAGAAGUGCGUGCAUUGUUUCUUCAAAUGUGUGUAUAAAUAGAUGGUAGCAAGAGAGAAGAGGAAGAACAGGAAGAAGCAUUGCUAAUCAGGGAGAUGGCGAGUUACGAGGCUAUCAAGAACUUUGAGGAUGAUGAAGAUGACGUGGAGAUGGCACUACCCCAUAGCCAGAUCUCUGAAUCAAGAUCUCAAACACUUUCUUCCACCAUUGCUCAAACCACUCCGCUUAACAUUCACAACGUUCAGGAACAACCUUCUACAUCCUCCAGGAAUCAACCACAGACUGUGCCAAAACCUCCGCGUCUAGUUUCCCUCGAUGUUUUUCGCGGUCUCACCGUUGCGCUGAUGAUACUGGUUGAUGAUGCCGGUGGACUCAUUCCAGCGCUCAAUCAUUCCCCAUGGAAUGGUUUAACACUAGCUGAUUAUGUCAUGCCGUUUUUCCUAUUUAUUGUUGGUGUUUCCCUCGCUCUCACAUACAAGAAACUGUCUUGCAGAGUCGAUGCAUCAAGAAAAGCAGGUUUACGGGCUCUAAAACUUCUUGUGUUAGGCCUUUUUCUUCAAGGAGGUUAUUUCCAUCGUGUGAACGAUCUGACAUAUGGAGUGGAUAUUAAACAGAUAAGAUGGAUGGGAAUACUGCAGAGAAUUGCGUUAGCUUAUUUGGUUGCCGCGCUGUGUGAAAUUUGGCUCAAGAGUGAUGAUACUGUUAAUUCUGGACCAUCCCUCUUAAGGAAGUACCGAUACCAGUGGGCUGUGGCUUUUAUAAUUUCUUUCGUAUAUCUUUGCUUGCUAUAUGGAUUGUACGUUCCUGAUUGGGAGUAUCAAAUUCAAACAGAACCUUCUUCAGAGCCAAAGACAUUUUCUGUUAAAUGUGGAGUAAGGGGUGACACUGGACCAGCCUGCAACGCAGUUGGGAUGAUUGAUAGAACGUUAGUGGGUAUCCAACAUCUGUACAGGAGACCAAUAUAUGCACGGAUGCCUGAAUGCAGCAUUAAUUCUCCCAACUAUGGACCAUUGCCUCCCGGUGCUCCUGCUUGGUGUCAGGCCCCUUUUGAUCCCGAAGGACUCCUAAGUUCAGUGAUGGCUAUUAUUACUUGCUUGGUUGGGUUGCACUACGGACAUAUUAUUGUCCAUUUUAAGGACCACCGAGUUAGAACCAUAUAUUGGACGAUCCCAACCUCUUGUCUUGUAGUUUUUGGCCUUGCGUUGGAUUUAUUUGGAAUGCAUAUAAAUAAGGUUCUGUAUUCCCUCAGUUACACGUGCGUCACUGCUGGUACUGCAGGCAUCCUCUUUGUCGGAAUAUACUUAAUGGUUGACGUGUGUGGGUAUAGACGAAUGACUAUUUUUUUGGAAUGGAUGGGCAUGCAUGCAUUGAUGAUAUAUAUCCUAGCAGCUUGCAACGUUUUUCCAAUUUUCAUCCAAGGAUUUUACUGGGGGAGUCCUCGCAAUAACAUUUUGAAGCUAGUUGGAGUUGGUACAUGAAGAGAGAGAUAUACAUACAACACAUGCUAUUGGUGAAGUUUAUAUACGGUGGUCGUGCGGUGUUCAUUAUGAAAAUGAAAGUUUUGUUCCUCUCAUCUCUUGCAGGCGUCACUUGCAUGCACCAUGAAAAAUAUAUGUUAGUGUUAGCUAAAUUUCUUGAUGGGGAAACCUCUCUAUGAUUAUAUAGAGCAGCUUUUUGUUUAUAGUACGACUGCCAUAUAAUGUCUACUUUUACUCUAUAUCUUUGAAAUCAUAGAGUAAGCAUUGGACCACGAUAUCCAUGUAUAAUUUAGUUUAUAUAUUUUUUUAUUGUUACUA
Messenger RNA from Vigna radiata var. radiata (mung bean), 1922 nucleotides. RefSeq names its product heparan-alpha-glucosaminide N-acetyltransferase. The record is from RefSeq and is a predicted model, not a curated record. The coding region runs from base 222 to 1604 and encodes 460 amino acids. The transcript has 14 exons. Lineage: Eukaryota; Viridiplantae; Streptophyta; Magnoliopsida; Fabales; Fabaceae.